AUGAGUGAGAGACAGCAAGCAAGUGUCAUACUGGCCCAAGUAGAAGAGAACUCACGCCCUUCUGUGACUGCUUUUGUGAAAAGGUUUGUGCUUGCCUGGUGUAGCGAAGAUCCUCCUCCCGCCGAAAAUGCGUUUAUUUCCCGCAAGAGCAGUCAGCAUGGAGGAACUGUCACCUACCGGUGUCAUAAUCAGUUUGAAAAAAAGAAGCAUGGCAAUGUCACUUGUCUUUUUGGCCAAUGGGAAGGAAUCACCCCUGUAUGCCAAGGGAUUACAACGUCUACUUCAUCUUUGGCGAAAGAAAAGGAAAAAGUUGUCCUUCCUGAUGACCGCGUCACUCAACCAGUGUCAACAAGUACUGAUCGUGCUCGCCCAGCCUCAACAAGUGCUGCUCCUACCAAUACUGAAAUACUCGAGCGAAAUCCAGAAUGCACAUGUCAAUAUUCGACUAACGACCCAAACUUGUUAGCGUACAUCAGCGGGAGGAAAAUUGAAUCUGGAUUCAAAAUCAAUCGUGGCUCGACUGUGACUUUUGGCUGUCAAAGUUUUGGGUAUCUUAAACUGAUUGGUCAACAUGAAGAUGUAUGUGCAGCUUGUGGGCAGCCAAUCAACGUUCCAAGAUGUGAUAUGCCCGUUGAAGGUGAUACUGUGGUAACUUAUGGAGGAGACUUCAGCGUGGUUGGAAUCAACCUGUUACAGGUAAAAAAGGGAGGAAGUAUGAAAUUUAUCUGUUAUGCAUUCACAUCCAGAAUACGCCCAUACCACCGCUAUCCACAGUGGACGACACCGUCUGAAGUCAACUCUGAAAUUUCCUAUAGCAGCGAACAUUUCCUGACCACCAUCUUGGAUAUCACAUCGCUCAGUGAACAGCACUCAGGACAGUACACUUGUGGUGGACAAUAUUUGAAUCCUACGUUCUUAAAUGUACGUGUUGUAGAAUCGAAAGAGAGUUGCCCGUUGUUUUCAAGAAGUGGAAAAUAUUUCGUUCAUUAUGAGGAAGACAGAGCCUCUUUUCAUUGCAGAAAAGAUAAUCAAAAGCUGAGAGGAGCAAGCGUUUUACUGUGCGAUUCGAAUGGCCACUGGUCUGCCGAGCCACCUGAUUGCAUAGAUUUGGAGUGUCCAGAUUUGAUUGAAGGAGGCAAUCUGACUGUCUUCUUAACGGCCGGUAAGAAAGUAGGAAGCAAGGCUACUUUCCACUGUGUGUCGCCUCAGCAGCUGAAAGGGAAUGCGAUCCUUGAAUGCCUGAGAAAUGGAACAUGGUCUGCUGAAGCCCCAACAUGCGUUCUCCCCGUCUGUUCCGUGUAUGAGUUGCAAUCCUUAAUGCCCGAGUUGGUGUACCCCGUAUUGGAGAAUGUGGAUUCGGAUACCGUUUCCUUUGGGUCAAAUUUCACUUUGAAAUGCGAAGAUAACCGACAAAUCACACAACCAGCUAUGGCGAUUUGUGGUGUCGGCGGAAAGUGGACUGUUCCAAGUGUAGCCUGCAUCUCUGGCUGCGGACCUUUCGCUAAAGAUUCUGGAUCCGUGGUGAUUGUGGAACCUCAACAAGACUUCUAUCGCCUUGGGGAACAAAUCUUGCUCUCCUGCCCCCCUGGACUUAAACUGACUAAAGAAAUCGAAGUGGUCAUGUGUUUUGGAGGGAAGUGGAGUGAAGUUGAUAUCCCCCACUGCCAGUAAACAUCGAAUUUCAAACGAAAAAGAAAAUGAUACCACUCUGGAAAUCAACAAGUUUAUAAACAUAGUAGAUAUACCGUAAAAUAAGACCUAAUCCAAAUAUAAGCAGUAGCAUGAUUUUUCUGGAUUUUUCUAAUGCAAUUAGAAUUCUAAUUCAAGGGUUCCGCGAAAUUUGCAUUAUUUUUGUAAAAUUGAAAUUACGCACUUAAAAGUUUGAUGAAAGUGAGCUUUGAUUAAAGCUUUAAAUUAUUAUUAUUUUAGA
Uloborus diversus is the source of this 1930-nucleotide messenger RNA. Its product is annotated as sushi, von Willebrand factor type A, EGF and pentraxin domain-containing protein 1-like. The transcript has 9 exons. NCBI's taxonomy places the organism in Eukaryota, Metazoa, Arthropoda, Arachnida, Araneae, Uloboridae. The coding region runs from base 1 to 1671 and encodes 556 amino acids. The record is from RefSeq and is a predicted model, not a curated record.